This is a messenger RNA of Cordyceps militaris CM01, 1242 nucleotides long. Its product is annotated as polysaccharide export protein. The transcript has 3 exons. NCBI's taxonomy places the organism in Eukaryota, Fungi, Ascomycota, Sordariomycetes, Hypocreales, Cordycipitaceae. Bases 1 to 1242 code for a protein of 413 amino acids. The record is from RefSeq and is a predicted model, not a curated record.
AUGCUGCUCUCCAUGGCCGCGGCCCUCUUCUUACGCCGCCUCGGCCGCCGCAAAGCCAUCCGCCUGCUCUCCGUCGUCUUCGUCCUCUUCAACACGUUCGACGUUGUCCGCAUCCACCACAACCUGGCCCGCGAGCGCGAGUACGUGGCCCGCAAGACGGGCCGCGCCCAGGAGCGCAUCUACAUUGCCGGCAUGCACUUCAACAACGGCGAGCUGCUCAAGGCGCACUGGAACAAUGCGGUGCUGGAGCUGGUGGACCUGUUUGGGCCGGAGAAUCUGUUUGUCAGCGUGUACGAGAGCGGCAGCUGGGAUGACAGCAAAGAGGUGCUGCGCGACCUGGACCACCAGCUCGAGGCGCGCGGGGUGCCGCACCGGGUCGACAUAUCAGACGUGACGCACGCCGAUGAGAUUCAGCGCCCCGGCGGGCAAGACGGGCAGGAAGACGGCUGGGUCGAGACGGCGAGGGGCAGGCGCGAGCUGCGGAGGAUACCGUACCUGGCCAAGCUGCGCAACAAGACGCUGCAGGACUUGUUUGAUUUGUAUAAAAAGGGCAUCACGUUUGACAAGAUUUUGUUCUUGAAUGAUGUCGUCUUCACGACGGACGACAUCGUCACGCUGAUGGACACAAACGAUGGCGCGUACGGCGCCGCGUGCUCGCUCGACUUUGCCAAGCCGCCGCUGUACUAUGAUACAUUUGCGCUGCGCGACGCCGAGGGCAGCGCGCACAUUAUGCAGACAUGGCCGUACUUCAAGGCCCGCGGGUCGCGGUCGCCGCUCGUCAACAACCGCGACGCCGUCCCGGUGAUGAGCUGCUGGAACGGCAUCGUCGUCAUGCCCGCCGAUCCCUUUGUGUCCCCCACCAAGCUGCGCUUCCGGGGCAUCCCCGACUCCCUCGCCCGGCACCAUCUCGAAGGCUCCGAGUGCUGCCUCAUCCACGCCGACAACCCGCUGUCGCGGACCCUCGGCGUCUACGUGAACCCGCGCGUGCGCGUCGGCUACAACCUGCCCGCGUACCAGGCCACGCACCCGCCGUCGUCGUCGUGGGUGGCGGCCGUGGACAUCUUUCUCGGCCUCUGGACGAACCGCAUCAAGCGCUGGACGCGCGUCUCGUUUCAGGGCUGGGUCGUGCGCUCGCGCGUCGACGAGUGGCAAAAGGCCGACAUGGCCCGGCACGAGCCCGGCGUGUUUUGCCUGAUUAAUGAGAUGCAGGUGCUGGUGGAGAAUGGAUGGGCGCAUGUGUGA